Messenger RNA from Pseudoliparis swirei, 4306 nucleotides. It is a transcript of the gene syn2b, whose product is annotated as synapsin IIb. NCBI's taxonomy places the organism in Eukaryota, Metazoa, Chordata, Actinopteri, Perciformes, Liparidae. Gene Ontology annotation, biological process: neurotransmitter secretion. Gene Ontology annotation, cellular component: synaptic vesicle membrane; synaptic vesicle. Bases 44 to 2458 code for a protein of 804 amino acids. The transcript has 13 exons. The record is from RefSeq and is a predicted model, not a curated record. Gene Ontology annotation, molecular function: ATP binding.
CAACCCUCCGACCGACUGAGAGACCGACCGUUCGACCGCAACCAUGAACUUCCUCCGGCGCCGUCUCUCCGACAGCAGCUUCAUGUCCAACCUGCCCAACGGCUACAUGACAGACCUCCAGAGGUCGGACCAACCUGCUCCUCCACCUCCCACCUCCCCUUCCCAGCCAGAUGCACCCUUAGCCGUGACGCCGGACCCUGCCUUGCUGUCCCCGACCAAAGCUCCAGCCCCGGCUCCCGCCAGCUCCCCCGCAACCCUGGAGCGGCGUGCGAACCAGCCGCCUCAGCAGCCUCAACAGGCCCAGUCCUCCUCCACCGGUGGUUCCUCUGGCUUCUUUAGCUCCUUCAGCUCCAUCAGCUCCAUCACCAAUGCGGUCAAACAGACCGCCGCGUCAGCCGCCGGGUUUGUGGAGCAGUCGGCUCCCUCUCCCUUGCUCUCCAAGAAGUUCAAGAUCCUGUUGGUCAUCGAUGAGCUGCAGCACGAGUGGGCCAAAGUGUUUCGUGGAAAGAAGGUCUUUGGAGACUUUGACAUCAAAGUGGAGCAGGCUGAGUUCUCGGAGGUCAACCUCAUCUCACAUUCAAAUGGAACCUGUAACGUGGACAUGCAGGUCAUCAGGAGCGGGACCAAAGUGGUCAGGUCUUUCAGGCCUGACUUCGUCUUGGUGCGCCAGCACGCCUUCAGCAUGGCCCAGAACGAGGAUUUUAGGAACUUGAUCCUCGGCCUGCAGUACGCCGGCGUCCCCUCCGUCAACUCUCUGGACUCCAUCUACAACCUCUGCGACAAACCUUGGGCUUUCUCCCAGCUGAUCAGUAAUCAGAAGAAGUUAGGUUCAGAUAAGAUCCCUCUCAUUGAUCAGACGUUCUACCCCAACUACAGAGACAUGAUUACAUCACCAAGUUUCCCAGUGGUGGUGAAGAUCGGACACGCCCACUCUGGAAUGGGAAAGGUCAAAGUGGACAAUGUAAGUGACUUCCAGGACAUUGCGAGUGUGGUGGCCAUCACUCAGACCUACUGCACCACAGAGCCAUUUAUAGACGCCAAGUACGACAUCAGGGUCCAGAAAAUCGGAGUUGACUACAAAGCAUACAUGCGAACAUCCAUCUCUGGUAAUUGGAAGAGCAACACCGGGUCAGCCAUGCUGGAACAAGUAGCCAUGACUGACAAAUAUAAGCUGUGGGUUGAUAUCUGCUCAGAAAUCUUCGGGGGGUUGGAUAUCUGUGCUGUCAAAGCCAUCUGUGGCAAGGAUGGUAAUGACUACAUCAUUGAGGUUGUGGGUUCAUCCAUGCAGCUGAUUGGUGAUCACCAGGCAGAGGACCGCCAGCUCAUCUCAGAGGUGGUGCUGGCUAAGAUGAGCCACGCUCUGGCUACCAGGUCAUCCAGUGCUUCCCGCUCACCUGCCCGCUCCCCUCAAGGCCAGAGGCCAACAACUGUGCAGCCCCAACAGAGUGCUGCCCUUAAGGAAGGACUGUCAGAUGCAAACAGGACCUCCGGCCAGCGCCCUCAACCUCAAGGUGCACCAGGGAAAUCACACAGUGUGGAGUCAUCAUCAGAGUCAGCUAAGAGAGCUUCUGAACCAGUGCUAAAGCCCAGCCAGGUCCAGAAACCUGGUCCAGGUCCAGCUCAGACUCAGAAGGGCCCCGUCCAGAGGGCCGCCUCAGUCACAAGGCCUUCAGUGCAGAGGCCUCCCCCAAUGACGAGAGCCCCAUCCGUCGCAAAGUCAGCCCCAGAUUCUGCUGCCACCCCAGCCAAAGCUCCACCGUCAUCCCCAGCAGCAGCAGCAGCAGCAGCAGCCGCCGCUCCAGGCUCUCCCCCAACCAAAGCAGCAGCAGCAGCAGCAGCCACAGCUCCAGUGCCAGCUCCUCCCUCAGCCUCAGCUCCUACCACAGAGCAGCCCAAGCCCCAGCCUCAGGGCUCCCCGACCCCAUCUCCUGGCAAACCAAAAGAGCUGCCACCCAAACCCACACCGCCUGCAAAGCCCAUCCCUCCGUUACGCAGGAAUUCAAAGCCGCAGCUUCAGCCAAAGCCGCAAACCCCUACUCCUCUCGAAGCUUCACCUAAACCCCAGCCCGCGGCGGGCCCUGCCUCAGCACCCACUCAGGCCUCAGAUACCGCCUCGGCCCCAGCACAGGGUCAGUCCCCAGCCAGAGCCAGCCAGUCCGCCCCUAAUGUCCAGUCUCCAGCGAAGGCUCAGCCCCAGGCCUCUCCUCCCCAAAGCCCUGAGCCUUUAGCAGCUGAAGCUGCUGAGGCAGAGGCCCCUGAGGAAGAACAGCCAGGAUCCCAGCAAAAGGCCCAUCCUCUGCUGAAUAAGUCCCAGUCCCUGACCAAUGCCUUCAACGCCUUCAGCGACUCCUCUUUCUUCCGCGGGGGCUCGAGCGCCGGAGGCGACGGCCAAGACGAGGCGAAGGCCGAGACCAUUCGCAACCUCCGAAAGUCCUUCGCCAGCAUUUUCUCUGACUAGACACAGCCCAACCAUAUAGUCAGCCCCUUAUUGAUACUGGUCCCCCCCUCCAUUUGACCGUUGGCCAGUCAUGACUUGAUUGACAUUUAAUGUGAACCAGUCUGAGAUUAAACUGUGUGUGUUACCUGUCCUGUGUUCCCUCCGUCCCCGUCCUUCCUCUCCUCGCAGUGAGGCCUUCUGGGCUGGAUGUUCAGGGAAUGAAGCUGUGCCAGAAUAAUUGGACUGAAGGAGUUACGUCAUUGAUAUAGACUAGAGUAGGUCAGAGUAGAACACAAUAGAAUAGAAUAACAAGAUAUUUAUUUAUUUAUAGCACACUUUAAGGAACUCUUUCUAGAGUAUAUACAAGUAGAACAUUCAAGACUUUAGAUGGAAUGUACAUACAGUAUAUAUAUUUAUUUAUAUAUAUAUAUACAGUAUAUGAAUACAGACAUAUAUAACUAUAAAGGGAGAUAAGCCAAUGGUAAAACAAAGUCCAGUAACACUUUUCAAUCCAUCAUUGUCAGUGACAUAACUCUUUCAUUCAGUGCUGGAUUUAUAGAUAUUUAGAAAAGUUAUUGGAUAUUUGACAUUCGAUGGUUUUCCCCCACAGUAAAUAAUGUAUUGGUCAGUAAGUGAAACUAUGUGAGUGAAGAAAACUUUAAGGAUUUGCUCCUGUGUAAAUCCAGCUGUUGUGUCUCUGGUCCUUGGCUACGGACCACUGGGCUCAUCCUUGCUGCCCCGUUUUGUCUCCAAGCCUUGACGUUCAUUGUCGUGUGAGGGAGUCGGACUUGUGUGUGUGUGUGUGUGUUCAUCUGUGUUCAAUUGUUAUGCAUGGCUCCUCCAAGUGGUUUGUGUGACUUUUGGAGAAGAAGGGAGCUCUAUCAGUGUUGAGUUUUGUACUCUGUUGCCUCUCUCUCUCUCUCUCUCUCUCUCGAUGUUGUAGCCUUAUUGUGAACAUGUUUUCAAUUCAGCUACGUGUUAGCUGUGCAGACCCGGGUCGAUUACGUCUGGAAAUUCAUUCGUUUACAUCAAAUGUUUGAUGAAGUCGGGCAAGGAUUGCAACAGUUGCCCCGCACUGAAUAAAUCAAUCCUAAAAAGUAACUGAAUGCAUUUCAAAGAGUAAAAAGAUUCAUGUCUGCAGCUGUGACUGGUGAUUUCUUGUUUCACCUCUGUGUAGAUCUAUCAACAGUAUUGUAAUUGGUUGAUUAUUCUCAUGAAAAGACAUUGAGACAGUAGUGCAAUAACACCUCAACGUGACUGUUGAGCGCUGUCACCCUCUUAUAGAUAUAGAUAUGAGCAUACGUACAGGACCUGUGUAUCUGUUAAUGCAUAACUUACAUUCCCUUUAAGAUUUCUUUCAGUCUCAACUGUCCAAGUUGCUUUAGCCGGGCUCCAGAUUAAUAUGUCAUAUUAAACUGUUGGUUUCUGUGAUUGAUCCUGUUUGUGUUGUGAGACUGAACCUAAAGCAACCUGGAAUGAGCCCAGUACCAUGACUGGUCACUUUCAGUUGAGCUGCUGCAUUUUAGGUUCAUAUGUGUCAGAAAAAUAAAUAGAAAUCUUAACACUGCAUCAACCUGUCUGCUUAUACAUUUCCAGUACUGUGUUGCAAGUAAACUAUAACAUAUUGCAUUUUGUAUGUACGUAAGUGUCAUCUCAGGAGUUCAUUUUUUGUAAUAUAUUGAUUGAUUGAUUCUUUUUUUAAAUUUAAGCUCCAUAUGUAUGGUACAGUAUGUAUUGUUUGUUUUGCAUUAUGUUUUUAUUUGUGACGCAAUACUGCUUUGCAUGAUCUGGUGACUGAUUAUGUUUUUUUCUGUACAGAUAAAAGUUAAUAAAGAUGUGGGUCCAUCAUUAUUCACAUAGUAAAAUGAA